Porites lobata is the source of this 669-nucleotide messenger RNA. The record is from the annotation of a GenBank genome assembly. Lineage: Eukaryota; Metazoa; Cnidaria; Anthozoa; Scleractinia; Poritidae.
AAUGACUAUAAUCCCCCAACAGAUUUUGUUGGUCGAUUUUCUCGUCCAUGGAAGUCAAGUGACUUGGUUCUCAAAGUCGAACACACAGUCUUUCACGUCCAUCGAGCCGUGUUAAUGGUGUCUUCCCCAGUCUUCGAAACGAUGUUGUCGUCAGAUUUCAAGGAGAAAUCUGCAAAAGUGAUACAACUUCCGGGCAAAAAUCCUGCGGAAAUAGAGCAGCUCCUUCAAUGCAUUUAUCCUGACCAGGAUCUUUGGAUCUUUAAGGGAAACUGCCUUUCCCUUCUGAAGCUCUCCACUGAAUACCAAAUCGAUCGAGUGAAAAUGCGCUGCGAGGAAUAUCUUUAUUACUGGUCAACCUCGGAUAUGGAAGUCGAGGAAGCCUUGGAAGUGAUUAUCUUUAAUCAAACAUAUCCCCUUGAAGAAAAGGUAAUUCAGAAAUGUGUGAAUAGAUUUGUUACGCAGACGAAACAGGCGUGGGUUGAAAUACAGAAACACAGGCUUUACCCUGAACUAAAUCCUGAAUCUGUCAAGCAGCUCACAGAGGGAAGACUGGCCUACUUGGAAGAAAGGUUGAACAUAGGAAUCGAGGCUCAUAAACAGGGAAAAAAAAGGAAGCGGCCGAGUUUGCGGGAUGACGGGAAAAAUAAGUUGAAACCCUUUAGAGUGUAA